ACUAGGAAGCAGGGGCGGACUGACCAUUUGGAAACUAGGGCACUGCCCGAGGGCCUGGGGACAGUAGAGGGCCCCAUGAGAUGCCCCUGGUACCUUUUUCAUAGGCUUUUUUGAGUUUGGGCAAGGACAAGGGGCCCCAUGAUCCCCUAUUGCCCGGGGGCCCCAUGAGUUGUCAGUCCGCCCCUGCUAGGAAGUCAGCACUUUGUUUUGCCCUCUGAACCUCUCUAAUGGACACUAAAUGAGAGUACAUGUGAUCAGAACAGGGCCAAUCAGCACUCUCCA
Messenger RNA from Staurois parvus, 282 nucleotides. The record is from the annotation of a GenBank genome assembly. Lineage: Eukaryota; Metazoa; Chordata; Amphibia; Anura; Ranidae.